Thamnophis sirtalis is the source of this 817-nucleotide messenger RNA. The record is from RefSeq and is a predicted model, not a curated record. NCBI's taxonomy places the organism in Eukaryota, Metazoa, Chordata, Lepidosauria, Squamata, Natricidae.
CUCCCUCCUCCUGCAUGUCUACAACAGCUCUGUAGGCAUGGACCCAUCAAACAUCUUGCUCAAAUCCAUUGCCUUGCUUAUAUGCCUUCUUCCUGUUCUUCAGGCCUGUCCUCAGAAUUGUCAUUGUCAUGGAGGAGACCUCCACCAUGUCAUUUGUGACAAUGUUGGAUUGAGAAGGAUUCCCAAAGUAGCUGAGCAGACUCGGCUUCUCAAUCUGCAGAGGAACAAUUUCCCUGUGCUGCCGACCAAUGGUUUCAGAGAGAUGAAAAAUCUUGUAUCUCUUCACCUCCAACAUUCCCACAUCAAAGAAAUCUCCAGUGGAGCUUUCCGCGGCCUGAAGCAGCUGGUCUACCUUUACUUGUCAAAUAAUGACAUCAGUACCAUAAAGAUGGGAGCCUUUGAUGACCUGGCAGAACUUACUUACCUCUACCUAGAUCAUAACAAGGUAUCUGAUCUGCCCACGGGGCUCCUUUCUCCACUGAUUAAUCUUUUCAUCCUGCAACUAGGUAACAACAGGCUCCGAGAGCUGAGAUCAGGAGCCUUUCAUGGUACUAAGAAUCUUCGCUGGCUCUAUCUCUCUAAUAACUCAAUCUCCUCCAUCCAACCUGGGGCAUUGGAUGAUGUGGAAAACCUAGCCAUAUUCCACUUGGAUAAGAACCAGCUAAGCAGCUACCCUGUGUCUGCCAUGAGCAAAUUAAGGGUGGUGGAAGACCUGAAGCUCUCAAACAACCCAAUAAAGUCUAUUCCAGAUUUAGCCUUCCAAUCUUUUGGACGGUACAUGGAGACUCUCAGCUUGGACAACAUGGGAUUAGAAAAG